This is a messenger RNA of Lotus japonicus, 3099 nucleotides long. RefSeq names its product probable inactive ATP-dependent zinc metalloprotease FTSHI 2, chloroplastic. Gene Ontology annotation, cellular component: chloroplast thylakoid. Gene Ontology annotation, biological process: proteolysis. The record is from RefSeq and is a predicted model, not a curated record. NCBI's taxonomy places the organism in Eukaryota, Viridiplantae, Streptophyta, Magnoliopsida, Fabales, Fabaceae. Gene Ontology annotation, molecular function: metalloendopeptidase activity; ATP hydrolysis activity; ATP binding. The transcript has 11 exons. Bases 194 to 2851 code for a protein of 885 amino acids.
AAACAACAACUGACUUAUCCGAAGCUGGGGUAGCACUCCUUCACUUCAACUUCAACUUCAACUUGGAGAUUGUCAUUGAUGAGCUUCAACCUCCUCUGAAAAUGGCUUUAUUCUCUGAUUCAUCAACUCAACCAAUGCCAAUGGCUGCUACACUCACCACCAUCACCACAUUCACAAUGCACUAACCAUUCCCAUGGCUUCCCAUUGCUUCCUUCGUUCUCUUCCUUCCUCUUCCUCUUCAUCUUCUCCAUCUCCAUUCCCCAAAUCCAAAAGAUUCCCCAAACCUUCUUACCUCCCUUCAAUCUCCUCACGAAUUCAACCCCCAGAACCCGACAGCAAUGAAGACAACAACUCAAAACCCCCCAAAAACAACAACAACCACUUCAAUCUCCUCAACCUCUCCGUAACCCUCACUGUAAUCUCCGCCUCCCUCCCACAACCCUCUUCCGCCGCCACCGCCACCGUCAAGGGAAAAAAACGGGCACCCAGAAAACCAUCCACCAAAAAGGUUGAAGCUAUAUCGCCGGAGGAGCUCAAGUCAUGGACCCAGGGACUACCCCUUGUCUCCGAGCGUCUUCCUUACAGCGAAGUUCUGGAGCUGAAAAAGUCCGGGAAGCUCAAGCACGUGAUCAAGCCCGGUUCUGCAAAGUUGAGGCAACGGGCGGAGGCGGUUCUGGUGGUUUUGGAUGAUUCUAGAGUGAUGAGGACAGUGUUGCCUUCAGUUCAGGGUGAUUCCAAGUUCUGGGGUUGUUGGGAUGAGUUGAAGGUUGAUUCUUUGUGUGUGAAUACGUUUACGCCGCCGAUUAAGGGUCCGGAGUUGCCACUUCCUCUGUUGUCGAGGAUUUGGGUGCCCCCUGUGGUGAGGGACUUUUUUAUUUCACUUGGUGAGACGAAGCCGAAGAAGAAGGAGUCCAAGAAGCUUUUGGAGUUGAGGCAGACUAGGAUGGAGCUGAGGAGGCAGAAGGAUGAUGAAAUGAGGAGGUUGAAGGAGGAGAAUGAUAUGAUGGAGAGGACAAUGAGGAUUCAGAAGAAGGAGGAGGAGAGGAGGAGGAAGAAGCAGAUAAGGAAGAAGAGGCAGCAGGAGUCGUUGAUUGAGGCUAGAGAGAAUUACGUGAGGAUGGCUGAUCUUUGGUCUGAUUUGGCUACCAAUCCGAAUGUGGCGAAUGCGCUUGGGAUUCUUUUUUUCUAUAUUUUUUAUAGGACUGUGGUGCUUAGUUAUAGGAAGCAGAAGAAGGAUUACGAGGACAGGCUCAAGAUUGAGAAAGCAGAAGCUGAGGAGAAGAGGAAGCUGAGGCAGUUGGAGAAUGAGAUGGGGGGGAUUGAAGGCGAGGAUGAUGAUGAGAGUGAGCCAGGGAAAGGGGAGGAGAAUCCUUAUUUGAAAAUGGCUAAGCAGUUUAUGAGAUCAGGGGCGCGUGUUCGAAGAGCACAAAACAAGACGCUUCCCCAGUAUCUAGAGAGAGGUGUGGAUGUCAAGUUUACUGAUGUUGCCGGGCUGGGGAAAAUACGGCUUGAACUUGAGGAGAUUGUCAAGUUCUUUACUCAUGGAGACAUGUACCGAAGGAGAGGAGUGAAAAUACCAGGUGGCAUACUUCUUUGUGGCCCACCUGGAGUGGGAAAGACAUUGUUGGCAAAAGCAGUGGCGGGUGAGGCAGGGGUUAACUUCUUCUCUAUUUCUGCUUCACAGUUUGUUGAAAUAUAUGUCGGUGUUGGUGCUUCUCGUGUUCGAGCACUUUACCAAGAAGCCAAGGAAAAUGCUCCAUCUGUUGUCUUCAUUGAUGAGCUGGAUGCUGUAGGAAGGGAGCGAGGCUUGAUUAAAGGUUCAGGUGGGCAGGAACGUGAUGCUACUCUUAAUCAGCUCCUGGUGUGCUUAGAUGGAUUCGAAGGAAGGGGGGAGGUGAUCACUAUUGCAUCCACAAACCGACCAGACAUUCUGGAUCCAGCACUUGUGAGACCUGGCCGGUUUGAUCGGAAAAUAUUUAUUCCCAAACCUGGGCUCAUUGGCCGGAUAGAAAUUCUGAAGGUCCAUGCUCGUAAAAAGCCAAUUGCGGGAGAUGUGGACUAUAUGGCUGUCGCUAGCAUGACUGAUGGAAUGGUUGGUGCAGAGCUAGCCAACAUAGUUGAGGUUGCUGCUAUCAACAUGAUGCGGGACACAAGGACUGAGAUUACUACAGACGACUUAUUACAAGCUGCACAAAUGGAAGAAAGAGGAAUGUUAGAUAGAAAGAAUAGAAGCAGUGAGACAUGGAAACAAGUAGCUAUAAAUGAAGCUGCAAUGGCUGUUGUGGCUGUGAACUUCCCUGAUCUUAAAAACAUUGAGUUUGUCACAAUUGCUCCUAGAGCUGGUAGGGAAUUGGGUUAUGUUCGGGUGAAGAUGGAUUCCGUCAAAUUUAAUGAAGGAAUGCUCACUCGGCAAUCCCUCCUAGAUCAUAUUACUGUUCAACUAGCUCCCCGUGCUGCUGAUGAAAUUUGGUUUGGGAGUGAUCAGUUGAGCACGAUAUGGGCUGAAACUGCAGACAAUGCUAGGUCUGCAGCAAGGAUAUUUGUUCUUGGAGGGCUUUCUGAUAAGCAUCAUGGAAUGUCCAAUUUCUGGGUGUCAGACCGAAUUAAUGAAAUUGAUUCGGAAGCAUUGCGGAUUCUCAACUUGUGCUAUGAACGUGCAAAAGAGAUCCUGCACCAAAAUAGAACAUUGAUGGAUGCGGUUGUGAAUGAACUUGUUGAGAAGAAAAGCUUAACAAAACAAGAGUUCUUUCAGCUAGUAGAGUUGCAUGCGUGCCUGCAACCAAUGCCUCGUAGCAUUCUUGACAUUCGGGUUGACAAGCGUAGAGAAUUUCAGGCAUUGAUUAGUAACUAAUGGCAAGGAAACAGCUUUUAAGAGCCAUUGUGUAAGGGGAAAAUGCCCCACCAAUUUUGUGAAUUUUCUGCGAUAUGUAUAAUUUAGUGUACCUUAUUCCUGUAUUAUAUUCUUUACUAACAUCCACACUAUGUAGUAUAAACAUUUUUUUGGUCUCUACUCUUUAGCAUUUGCUAACUGGGAAGGGGAGAUUUGAACCCAUUUUCCCUCUGGAGGAAAGCCAAAAUAAAACCUUUGAGCAUUUUCUA